Molecule: messenger RNA, 591 nt
Organism: Linum tenue
Lineage: Eukaryota; Viridiplantae; Streptophyta; Magnoliopsida; Malpighiales; Linaceae
Source: the annotation of a GenBank genome assembly
AUGUUGCCAGCAGGAGAAAUUGCAGGUAUCCAUUUCCUCCCCCAGGAAAUCCCCUGUUUUCCCCUGCCUCACCAAUCCUCCCCUGCCUCCUCCUCUGCCGCCAUCAACAGAAUCCUAUCCAGCAGUUUCCAGGCGAACCACCACCACCACGACUACUUCGUCCCGCCGCCGCCCUGCCCCUACCCAAACUACAACUCCUCCAACGGCACCUCCGACGAGGCCGACGAGCAGCAGUCGAGGAUCGUCGACGAGAGGAAGCAGAGGAGGAUGAUCUCCAACAGGGAGUCCGCCCGCCGAUCCAGGAUGCGCAAGCAGAAGCACCUCGACGAGCUGUGGUCCCAGGUGCUCCGCCUCCGCGCGGAGAACCACGCCCUGCUCGACAAGCUCAACCACGUCUCCGACCGCCACGACCGCGUCGUCGAGGAGAAUGCCCGCCUCAAGGACCAAGUCUCCGGCCUCCGCCACAUGCUUACCGACUUACCCAUUGGGAGCCCCUACGACAAUAACAAUAAUACGGCCAUUGCUCACGGGGCAGAGUCCUCUUCAUCCGACCAAUCCAUCCCCACUUCUUCCGUAGACUUGCUUCUUUAA